AACUUAAUUAUCUGAUUGCGAUGGAGGGGUUUAUAUUUUCGCCAUACAAAUUUUAUCCCGGCUAUGGGCCCUAUGGUAACCCGAACCAAAAACCAAAGCAACCGAACUGGAUCAAAAAAGGCAUCAGCCCCUAUGUUGCGCCCGAGUCGGUGGAUUAUUUUGAUCUCUGCAAAAGAGCUCAGCUGAAGGCAAUACUCUCACAAGUAAAUCCAAAUCUCACGCCUCGGCUCAGAAAAGCGAACACUAGGGAAAUCGGGGUCCAGGUCAACCCUAAGGUAGAUGCCGUCGUUCAGUGUUCUCUGGGGCCGAGAACCCUAUUUUACCGCCAGACAAAGGGGCUGACCCUCAGACCCCCUAUUAAGAGCCUUUUCUCGUUUAAAAACAAAUUUAUGCCAAGUAUUCCGGUCAACAAUACUCGGUUUUCUCGACCCAUUGCAGUCUAUUCCCCGAUGUUCGAUCGUAGGUUUUUAACCCUUACCGAUAAGGCGAAACCCACUGAAAAAGAUAACUAUUCAGACUCUGAGGAAGAAACGCUAAACAAAGGGGAGCAAGAAAAUGCUGAAGAUAGUAAAAGCGACGCGGAAAUAAAGCGCGACGGAAAGACAGCAAUGGGGGAACAUGAAAGCGCACAGGAGAAGAAAUUCCGAUUCCAGUUUCUGGAACAGAAGUAUGGCUUUUUCCAUUGCAGUGAUUGCAAUAUCCGAUGGGAAAGUGCUUAUGUGUGGUGCAUUUCAGGAACUAAUAAGGUGUACUUCAAGCAACUUUGUCGCAAAUGCCAGGAAGGCUACAAUCCAUACAAGGUGGAGUCAAUCCAGUGCCAGACUUGUUCUAAGAGCCGCUGCAAUUGUCCCAUGAAGAAGCGGCACAUUGACAUUAAGAGACCCCACCGUCAAGAGCUGUGUGGACGCUGCAAGGGCAAGAGACUCUCCUGUGAAAGCACCUAUAGCUUCAAAUACAUCGUUUGAGCCCAGCGGGACGCGGCUGCACCAUGUACAGUUUUUCUUUCUAGAAUGCUUUAGGUUUUUUUUGACUGACUGGAUAAUGGCUAGAAGUUUUUUGCACUAUUUGUAUAUUGAAAUAAAGUUUUGUAAAUGUUAAAUAAAAUUAAAUUAUUGAUGCAAA
Acipenser ruthenus (sterlet) is the source of this 1122-nucleotide messenger RNA. RefSeq names its product zygote arrest protein 2.S-like. The coding region runs from base 21 to 965 and encodes 314 amino acids. Lineage: Eukaryota; Metazoa; Chordata; Actinopteri; Acipenseriformes; Acipenseridae. The transcript is spliced from 4 exons. Gene Ontology annotation, molecular function: mRNA base-pairing post-transcriptional repressor activity. Gene Ontology annotation, biological process: translation. The record is from RefSeq and is a predicted model, not a curated record. Gene Ontology annotation, cellular component: cytoplasm.